CGCCGCCGCCGCCGUAGCGUCCAUGGUAACCGAAAUAGAAAAAGCAGUUCAACCGACCUCGCCCGGCGGAGACCGCGGCGGCGACGAUCUGUUGUUCGAGAUCGCGUCGGUGAGGUGUAUGAGCGGAAGAAAUUCAUCAAGAGAGGAGAGCGAUGAAGACAGCAGCGGGAGCAGCUUGUUUUCCUACGAUUUUGACGGCGAGGACGACUCCGGUAGUCAUGCCGUCUCCGCCGUGUACGUCGCCGUGGGGAGCGGAUCGAAAAUUGACGCGGAGGCCAGCAUGGAUGCGCUGAUGUGGGCCCUCGGCAAUGCCGCGGAACCGGUGCGGCGGCUCUCCUCCUCUUCUUCUUCUUCUUCUAUGGUGGUGAUUCUGGUUCAUGUUUUCCCAAAGAUUAAGUUCGUCCCUUCUCCACUGGGGAUGAUUCCAAUAAGCAAAGUGAAUCAAGAACAGAAAGAUAACCACAAAACUCAUGAAAGAAACCAGAGGAUGCAGUUCCUUCAAAAGUUUCUCGAUGUCUGCUCCGCUUCAAAGGUGAAAGCAGAUACCAUACUUAUAGAGAGUGAUACAGAGGCAAACGCAAUACUGGACCUCAUUCAUAUAUGUAACAUCAGAAAACUGGUUUUGGGCACUCCCAAAGCAAAUCUGAGGAAAAUGAAGUGGAAAAAAGGGAAGAGCACAGCUAAGGAGAUAGUGAAAAAUGCACCAGAGUUUUGUGAUAUAAAGAUCAUAUGUGAUGGCAAAGAAGUGGCAAUGGAGGAACAGAUGACGACUGAGUCUUCUUCAAGCGAGAGAGCCACCCUUGGUAUCAAUCAUUUGAGAUUGAGGAGACAUCAUCUCCCAAUUAACCUUCUUCAAAGUUAUCAUCAUAGAAUGACUUACUCAGCAAUGGGCUCACGCCAGAGAAUAUGUCUGCUAAUGUGUUGCUUGGCAAUAUGGGUCCAAUCCAACGGAUCAGAAGCCCAGCUUAUUUAUAAUACCAUUGUCCAGAGCGGCGUUGAGAAAGGAGCCGUAUGUCUGGAUGGGAGUCCGCCGGCAUAUGUUUUGGAUCGUGGGAGUGGCGAUGGAGCUAACAAUUGGUUGGUUUACGUUCAAGGUGGAGGGUGGUGCAUAAACAACACCAAUUAUGAUACUCCUGAUUUUAGCCUUCAAAGCUGUGAGCACCGUGCAGCUGGUGACUUGGGUUCAUCAAUCGCAAUGAAGCCUUUUGAAUUCAACCAUAGUGUUUAUGGCAACGAGUCAAGCAUGAGCUAUUUCUACAACUGGAAUCGAGUCAUUCUCAAGUACUGUGACGGUGCUUCGUUUGUCGGAGAUGCCGAUCAGCCCGAUCCGGUACGUACCCUGACCUAAGUAGGACAUUUGAAAUCAUAUGAAACGUUGAAUUAACGUAAUAAUUUUAUUCUUUUUUUAAAAAAAAAUAGGUUACUAAACUUUACUAUCGAGG
Messenger RNA from Cuscuta campestris, 1442 nucleotides. The record is from the annotation of a GenBank genome assembly. NCBI's taxonomy places the organism in Eukaryota, Viridiplantae, Streptophyta, Magnoliopsida, Solanales, Convolvulaceae.